AUGUUCCUGCGGCACAGCCACCCCGUCGUGCACCCGGACCCGGCGGCUCCCGCUCCGGCUGCGCAGGGCCAGGGGCCGGUGGCUCCCGCUCCGGCUGCGGUGCCGCAGGCGCAGGGACCGGUGGCUCCCGCUCCGGCUGCGGUGCCGCAGCCGCAGGGACAGGGGCAGGCGGCAGCUGCGGCGGCGCAGGCGCAGGGACAGGGCCCGGCUCCGGCCGCGGGAGCGCAGGGGCCGAACGCGAACGCGCCGCCGCCCGGGGUGCAGAUGGUGGACCCGCGGGGGGCGCCGGGGACGCGCUGGGGGCUCGCGGCCCGCCUCGCGCAGGCGCUGCUCGCGGCGGCCGCCGUCGCCUUCAUGGCCUCCACCGACGACUUCCGCACGCUCACCGCCUUCCGCCUCCUCGUAGCAGCAGAGUCUUUGCAAUGCCUGUGGAGCCUCGCCCUGGCCGCCGUGGACAUCUACGCACUUCUUGUCAAAAGCUCCUUCCAGACAGCCUGUGCUACCACCAUAUAUUCCACCGGGGACUGGGUCACUGGAGCACUGAGCUUCGCUGCAGCGAGUGGGUCGGCAGCCAUGACCACUCUCAUCAACAACGACCUGCUACUGUGCUCGGAGAACCACUGCCCGACCUAUAUGGCCGCCACCGCCAUGGCUUUCUUGAGCUGGUUCGCCAUCGCGCCGUCCUGUGUCAUUAACCUCUGGGCGGCGGUCUACAGCGUGCAGAGAGCAUAG
This is a messenger RNA of Triticum turgidum subsp. durum (durum wheat), 732 nucleotides long. NCBI's taxonomy places the organism in Eukaryota, Viridiplantae, Streptophyta, Magnoliopsida, Poales, Poaceae. The record is from the annotation of a GenBank genome assembly.